GCCCCGGCUCCGAUCCCGGCCCGGCUCGGGCGGCCCGGGGCGGGGAUGCCGUGACCGAGACGCGGGCGGCGCGGAGCGGGAGCAUGCUCACUCCUGCAUCCGUCCCUGCAUCCCUUCCUGCAUCCCUUCCUGCAUCCGUUCUUGCAUCCAUCGCUGCAUCCAUCCCUGCAUCCGUUCUUGCAUCUAUUCCUGGAUCUAUUCCUGCAUCUACCCUUGCAUCCAUCGCUGCAACUGUCCUGUAUGCAUUCCUGCAUCCAUCACUGCCUCCAUUCCUGGAUCUAUCCUUGCUUCCAUCACUGCAUCCAUCCCUGGAUCUAACCCUGCAUCUAUUCCUGCUUCUAUUCCCUGCAUCCAUCACUGCAUUCAUUCCUGCACCCAUUCCUGCAUCUAUUCCUGCAUCUAUUCCUGGAUCCAUUCCUGCAUCCAUUCCUGGAUCUAUUCCCUGCAUCUAAUCCUGCAUCUAAUUCUGCAUCUAUUCCCUGCAUCCAUCCCUGCCUCCCUCCUGCAUCCCUCCCUCCCCUCAUCCCUCCCUGCAUCCAUUCCUGGAUCUUUUCCCGCAUCCCUCCCUCAUCCCGCGGUCCCGCUCUGUCCCUGCGGGCCGGGGCUGGCCCAGGGCCCCGAGCAGAGCCCCGGCUCUCCCCGAAUUUGUCCCGGGGGGUUUGGAGGCAGGAGGAGCCGCGGGAGGAGGCAGCGAUCGCCCCGCAGCAGCCUCGGGGAAGGCCUCUCCCAGAAGAGACAGGGAUGGAGUCCCUGGGGAGCCCCACGGAGGACGAGACCACGUCCUCUCCCCCCAACACCCUGAACUUCAACGGGGCCCAUCGGAAGAGGAAGACCCUGGUGGCACCCGAGAUCAACAUUUCCCUGGACCAGAGCGAGGGCUCCAUCCUCUCCGACGACUUCCUGGACACCCCAGACGACCUGGACAUCAACGUGGACGACAUCGAGACCCCUGACGAGACGGAUUCCCUCGAGUUCCUGGGCAACGGCAACGAGCUGGAAUGGGAAGAUGACACCCCGGUGGCCACGGCCAAGAACAUGCCAGGGGACAGCGCAGACCUGUUUGGGGACGGGGGCACCGAGGAUGGCAGUGCCACCAACGGGCGCCUCUGGAGAACCGUCAUCAUCGGCGAGCAGGAGCACAGGAUCGACCUGCAGAUGAUCAAACCCUACAUGAGGGUGGUGACGCACGGAGGAUACUACGGAGAAGGUCUGAACGCCAUCAUCGUCUUUGCUGCCUGCUACCUCCCCGACAGCAACCUGGCAGAUUAUCACUACAUCAUGGAGAACCUCUUCCUGUAUGUGAUCAGCAGCCUGGAGCUGCUGGUGGCUGAGGAUUACAUGAUCGUGUACCUGAACGGGGCCACGCCGCGCAGGAGGAUGCCAGGCCUGGGCUGGCUCAAGAAGUGCUACCAGAUGAUCGACAGAAGGCUGAGGAAGAACCUCAAGGCCCUGAUCAUCGUGCACCCCUCGUGGUUCAUCAGGACUGUCCUGGCCGUCUCCAGGCCCUUCAUCAGUGUGAAGUUCAUCAACAAGAUCCAGUACGUGCACAGCCUGGAGGAGCUGGAGCAGCUCAUCCCCAUGGAGCACGUGCAGAUCCCAGAGUGUGUCCUGCAAUAUGAAGAAGAGAGGAUCAAGGCCAGGAAAGAAAGGGCAGAGGAGAAACAAGACAUGGCUGAGAGGGAAAGCAUGCCCAUGCCCCCAGCAGAGGAUCAGGAGACCAGCAUGUCCUGAGUGGGAGCAGCACCGAGGAUGGAGCAGAAGGAGCAGCCUGGAGUCACCACCUCAACAAGGACCUCUGGGGACAAGAGCUUGCCACCACCUUCCUCCAAGCCCCGUAAAUCCUGGAGCCUGCCUCCUCUGCCUCCAAAGUCCUUUCACCUCUUGGGAAUCACUUUCCUUUUUUUUAAAAAUAGAAAAGAAAAAGAAGAACAAAAACCAAACAAACCCCCCCAGAAAACGAAGCAGGAGCAGCACUUUACAGGACAGGUUCUGGUGUGUUUGGGGAAUGGUCUGUGGAGAGCAUUGCACAGCGCAGAUACUCACUGUGUAUCCUUGGAGUAAGUCAAGAGCAUCCUCCAGCCCAUGAAUCUCCAGCCCAGAGAGAGAAUUUAUUUUGGUUUCGAUGAUAAAACCUUCCCUUCACUCGCUGCUGGCCAGCACGGAGCACCCCAGGCUCCUCCAGGACACCCCAAAAGCUGAGAACAACCACACAGGCAAUGGCAAGAGCUUUCCCCCCCUUUCUCCAGCCAGUGUGAGUUUCUUCCAGAAGAUUCCGAAGUGCAGCACUGCCAGCUCCCACCGUUCCUCUGGAACUCAUUCCCAGCAGGAAAUCUCGUGGUUUUUCCUGGUUUUUCCUGGUUUUUUCCUGAUUUAUCCCACCCAGGAGCAUGAGGCACUCUGCAGGGAUCCCACAGAACCUUCUCCUGAGGGCACACACCCCAAAGGGGUUUGGAAGGAGUUUUCCAUGAUAAGGAAAUUCUCCAGGCCCUGUUUUGGUCUCCACUGGACAAUCACUCACUGCUGAUGCUGCUGAAGUGUUGGGAGGUUCCCUGAGGAGGGAAAGGCUCCUCCAGCACAGUAAAUUCCACACAAAAUUCCACAUUCCAGCCUGGGAUUGCCCCAUGGAGGGUGCAGGACACGGGGGUGGAUGCUGGAACCCAGAGGUGCAGGUGGGACUUGGACUCUUGGGAUUCGGGAUUUGGGGACUCGUGAGGGUUCUGUGAGCAAAGGAAGGGGGAAAAGAAAUGAAGGAGCAUUCAAAAUUCAUUGGAAAUUCCUGAUUUCAGAGGCACAGCCA
Molecule: messenger RNA, 2797 nt
Organism: Melozone crissalis (California towhee)
Lineage: Eukaryota; Metazoa; Chordata; Aves; Passeriformes; Passerellidae
Gene: ATCAY
Product: ATCAY kinesin light chain interacting caytaxin
Exons: 12
Coding region: 742-1731 (329 amino acids)
Biological process (GO): apoptotic process
Cellular component (GO): cytoplasm
Source: RefSeq, a predicted model, not a curated record